UUGUCUACAACGUGAUCAAAUUAUCCAUGACUGUUCCUGUUCGUAGAUUUACUUUUUUGAUGCAAGAGCUUUAGCUUUCUUUUCCGGUUGGCGUGCCUACCAUAAGUUUCUAGGAUGUUGAUGCCUCAGAAAAACCGUGUUGCAAUCUAUGAACAUCUUUUCAAAGAAGGUGUCAUGGUUGCCAAAAAAGACUUCCAUGCACCAAAACACCCUGAAUUAGAAGCCAUCCCAAAUCUUCAAGUAAUAAAGGCUAUGCAGAGCUUGAAAUCUCGAGGAUAUGUCAAUGAGCAGUUUGCUUGGCGCCACUUCUACUGGUACCUAACAAACGAAGGAAUUAGGUAUCUCCGAGAUUACCUGCACUUGCCUCCUGAAAUUGUACCAUCAACACUGAAGCGACAAUCACGUACGGAGACGGCUCGACCACGACCAACAGCCGCUCGUGGUGGAGAGGCUAGGGCUCGUGGUGCCGAGGACAGAGACGCCUACAGGAGAGCUCCAGGUGGCAGUGGAGACAAGAAGGCUGAUGUCGGGGCUGGUACUGCUGAGAUGGAAUUCCGUGGAGGGUAUGGCCGAGGGAGAGGAGCUGGAGCACCACCACCCCAGUAAUGUUAAUUUAUGAAAAAUAAAAAAACUUUUAUUACA
Messenger RNA from Homalodisca vitripennis (glassy-winged sharpshooter), 642 nucleotides. Its product is annotated as 40S ribosomal protein S10-like. NCBI's taxonomy places the organism in Eukaryota, Metazoa, Arthropoda, Insecta, Hemiptera, Cicadellidae. The record is from RefSeq and is a predicted model, not a curated record. The coding region runs from base 115 to 606 and encodes 163 amino acids. The transcript is spliced from 5 exons. Gene Ontology annotation, cellular component: cytosolic small ribosomal subunit. Gene Ontology annotation, molecular function: structural constituent of ribosome; RNA binding.